ACCGGCGGCCCGGGCGGGGGGGGCGCGCCCCGCGGAGGAGCGCAUUUCCCUGGGAAAUAUCAAACAAUAACCCCCAUCAAACUACAAAACUAUUUAAAUUAGACAUCAUAAUCCAAGAAAAACCCGAGAAAGUCCUGUCAGACGCGCAGAUGACGCAGUUCCUCCGCGGUCACCCCCCCUCACCACCCCAUCUGGGAGGAGCGCACUUCACAUUUACUUGCAGUAAAUGUGCAGCCGGAGUCUGGAGCCGCGCACAGACCUGGUCCUGCACCCGAGGUGAUGAUGUCUGCCCCGUGCAUGCGCUCACACAACUUCAUUCCCUGAGACCCGAAACCCGGAGUUCUGCGACGCACAGAUAUUUGGUGAUAAUGAGGAAAUAACCCACUUCGCCUUUACUCAACUCCUAAAAACUGUAUAAAACCACACGGACACGUGAACCCGAACGCCUCAGACCUGCAUCUUUUGCACAACUUUCCCCCCCGACAAAAAGUGACUUUUCUCCGAGACGCAGGCCCCGCCCCGUUCCAGCCCCCCCCCACGCCCCCCGCUUGAUCUAUCAAAUGCCCAAAAACAGCAAGGCCGUCAAGAGAGAGCUUGACGACGAUGUCACGGAGUCCGUCAGGGACCUGCUUUCCAACGAAGACGCCUGCGACGAUUCCUUCAAGAAGAGCUCGCUGAUCGUCGACGGCAAUGGGGACGGAGCCAAGGUUAGCGACGACGCGGAGGAGGGCGGGGGCUCGGACGGCGAGGAGGAGGAGCGGCCGGCCUGGAACAGCAAGCUGCAGUACAUCCUGGCCCAGGUGGGCUUCUCCGUAGGCCUGGGCAACGUGUGGCGCUUCCCCUACCUGUGCCAGAAGAACGGCGGUGGAGCGUACCUGGUGCCCUACCUGAUCCUGCUGAUCCUGAUCGGCAUCCCGCUGUUCUUCCUGGAGCUGGCGGUGGGCCAGCGGAUCCGCCGGGGCAGCAUCGGGGUGUGGAACUACAUCAGCCCCCGGCUGGGGGGCAUCGGCUUCGCCAGCUGCGUGGUUUGCUUCUUCGUGGCGCUCUACUACAAUGUCAUCAUCAGCUGGAGCCUCUUCUACUUCUCCCAGUCCUUCCAGCAGCCGCUGCCGUGGCACGAGUGUCCGCUGGUCAAGAACAAGACCAGCACAUACGUGGUGCCGGAGUGCGAGAAGAGCUCGGCCACCACCUACUACUGGUACCGCGAGGCCCUGGACAUCUCCGACAGCAUCUCCGAGGGCGGAGGCCUCAACUGGAAGAUGACGCUGUGCCUGCUGGCCGCCUGGUCCAUGGUCUGCCUGGCCAUGAUCAAGGGGAUCCAGUCCUCGGGGAAGGUCAUGUACUUCAGCUCCUUGUUCCCCUACGUGGUUCUGAUCUGCUUCCUGGUCCGGUCUCUGCUGCUCAAGGGUUCCGUGGACGGGAUCCGGCACAUGUUCACCCCCAAGCUGGAGAUCAUGCUGGAGGCCAAGGUGUGGCGCGAGGCGGCCACGCAGGUCUUCUUCGCCCUGGGCCUGGGCUUCGGCGGCGUCAUCGCCUUCUCCAGCUACAACAAGCGCGACAACAACUGCCACUUCGACGCCGUGCUGGUGUCCUUGAUCAACUUCUUCACCUCCGUUCUGGCCACGCUGGUGGUGUUCGCCGUGCUGGGCUUCAAGGCCAACAUCAUGAACGGCCGCUGCGUCGCCCUGAACACCAACAGGAUCGUGGCGUUGCUAGGCAACGGCAUCGACCAGAGCCUGAUCCCGCACCACAUCAACCUGAGCCAGGCGAGCCGGGUCAGCGCCGACGACUACCACCAGAUGGUGGACGUGAUCCGUCGCGUGAAGGAGGACGAGUUCCCGGCACUGGGCCUGGAGUCCUGCAGCAUCGAGGACGAGCUGAACAAGGCGGUGCAGGGAACCGGCCUGGCCUUCAUCGCCUUCACCGAGGCCAUGACCCACUUCCCGGCGUCGCCCUUCUGGUCCGUCAUGUUCUUCCUGAUGCUGGUGAACCUGGGCCUGGGCAGCAUGUUCGGGACCAUCGAGGGGAUUCUCACCCCGCUGGUGGACACCUUCAAGGUCCGCAAGGAGCUGCUCACAGUGGGGUGCUGCGUGCUAGCCUUCUCCAUCGGCCUGCUGUUCGUCCAGCGCUCGGGGAACUACUUCGUGGCCAUGUUCGACGACUACUCGGCCACGCUGCCGCUGCUCAUCAUCGUGGUUCUGGAGAACGUGGCCAUCGCCUGGUUCUACGGGAUCGAUAGGUUCUUCGAGGACCUGAAGGACAUGCUGGGCUUCACGCCGUACCGCUUCUACUACUACAUGUGGAAGUACAUCACGCCCAUCCUGCUGCUGGUGCUGCUGUGCACCAGCUUCGUCCAGCUGAGCAUGACGCCGCCCAGCUACAGCGCCUGGAUCCAGGAGGAGGGCCAGGAGAGGAGCGUGCGGUUCCCGCUGUGGGGCAUCGUGAUGUGCAUCUCCCUGGUGGUGAUGGCCGUGGCGCCGGUGCCGGUCGUGUUCGGCCUGCGCUACUUCAACAUCAUCGAGGAGGGCGCCGGCGGCCGCUCCGCCGUCUCCUACAAGAAGGGCCGCAUCAUCAAGGAGAGCGCCCGGCCGGGCGAGGACGACGACGCCAGCCUGAUCCACGGCAAGUCGCCCAGCGAGGCGCCCUCGCCGUUGCCCGGCAACAGCAUCUACCGCAAGCAGAGCGGCGGCGGCGGCGGGGGAGGGGGGGGCACCGGCGGCGGCGGCGGGGGAGGGGGGGGCACCGACGCCGACACCGCGCCCAACGGCCGCUACGGCAUCGGAUACCUGAUGGCCGACGCCCCCGACAUGCCUGAGUCGGACCUAUAGACUGUAAGCCCCGCCCCCCUCUAAACCCCGCCCCCCCUCUGCGUGCGUUUAGUCAUCGUUGUAUAUUCUUUGUAGAAUCGUAGCCGCUGUUGUUUGUCGACUCUGAACCUUAAACCUCAAAAUAAAACUGUACGGGGUUCGGGGACGGACCCUGGACCACCGGACCCCCACACUGGUCUGGCCGGACCCCCUCCCCCAUCAGGCCGGACCCCCAUCACCCAAAACAAAA
This is a messenger RNA of Cololabis saira (Pacific saury), 3057 nucleotides long. RefSeq names its product sodium-dependent neutral amino acid transporter B(0)AT2-like. NCBI's taxonomy places the organism in Eukaryota, Metazoa, Chordata, Actinopteri, Beloniformes, Belonidae. Gene Ontology annotation, biological process: L-leucine transport; sodium ion transmembrane transport. Gene Ontology annotation, molecular function: proline:sodium symporter activity. The coding region runs from base 561 to 2828 and encodes 755 amino acids. Gene Ontology annotation, cellular component: plasma membrane. The transcript has 12 exons. The record is from RefSeq and is a predicted model, not a curated record.